Molecule: messenger RNA, 977 nt
Organism: Drosophila hydei
Lineage: Eukaryota; Metazoa; Arthropoda; Insecta; Diptera; Drosophilidae
Exons: 3
Coding region: 68-895 (275 amino acids)
Source: RefSeq, a predicted model, not a curated record
GAACAGCUGAUGCGACCUUUCUUCUCUCUAUUUUUGUUAUUUUUCGUAAUAUAUAUUUAAUUUUGUAAUGCGACGAUUUAUUAGCGUGUUUGGUAAAGAAAAAUGCAAAAUAAUUGGCAUGAUACAUGUGGAUGCGCUGCCAGGCACACCUCGCUAUGCCGGCAACUGGAAUCAGACCAUUGAGAAGGCCAAACACGAGGCAGAGCUGUAUAGAAGACAGCAAAUGGAUGCUGUGCUAAUCGAGAAUAUGCAUGACAUACCCUAUGUGCAGGAUCAUCACCUAGGUGCUGAAAUAGUUUCGUGUAUGACAAGGCUGUCUCUGGCAGUGCGCGAUAUACUGCCAAAGAAGACGCCUUGUGGCGUGCAAGUGCUAGCCUGUGGCAACAAACAAGCCCUGGCCAUAGCUAAGGCCUGCCAGCUCCAGUUCAUACGCGCCGAAGGCUUUGUCUUCGGUCAUGUCGCCGAUGAAGGCUAUACGGAUGCAUGUGCCGGCCAGCUGUUGCGCUAUCGAAAACAAAUUGAUGCAGAGAAUGUGCUUAUCUUUACGGAUCUCAAGAAGAAACAUAGCUCACACGCCAUUACAGCAGACGUAAGCCUGCUGGAAACAGCUCAUGCUGCGGAAUUCUUUCUCACCGAUGGAAUUAUUGUCACGGGCACAGCAACGGGUCAGGCGGCUAGUCAGACAGAUGUGCAGGCGUUAGCCGGCCAGCUGAAGGUGCCACUCAUAAUAGGCUCGGGUGUAACCAAGGAUAACAUAAGUCAAUAUUACACCGAUGCACAAGCUGUGAUCAUUGGCUCUCACUUCAAGCACGACGGCGACUGGCAGCAGGAUAUCGAAGAGCGGACCGUGGAGGGAUUUAUGAGCAGGAUUAGGGAACUGCGACGCGCCAGCUAACAGCUUGAGUUGAUGUAGUAAAUGCUUUUAUUAUGAAUUAGAUCAGUGAUAUGAUGUGUGACAAUAUAUUUUCUAAUUCUAA